AUGGUUACGCUUGCCCCUAUCCAUUGCAGAAGCAAACUUGCUGUGUCGAAGAUUUGCUCACGACCUACCCGUCAAGGAAUUGUCUACGUGAACGCAUGUGCCAUUGGAAGAGAUCUUGACUAUUGGGAAAAACCAGAAGAAUUCUUGCCUGAGAGAUUCAUGGGUAGUUCCGUUGACUACAAGGGGCAAGAUUCCGAAUUGAUUCCAUUUGGGGCAGGUCGAAGAGGUUGUCCCGGGAUGUAUGUCGGAGUUGUGACUGUGGAACUUGCACUUGCUAAUCUUCUCUACUCUUUUGAGUGGGAACUACCUACUGGUAUGAAGAAGGAAGACAUUGACACAGAUGUUUUACCUGGUAUUACUAUGCAUAAGAAAAAUGCACUUUGUCUUUUGGCUAAGAAAAUUGAUGGGUACAACCACGAAUUCACCAGUAGUAAUUCAAUUUCAGCAUUUUCGACAAACCACCAAGAGCACACCCACAAGCAGGAAAAGAGAGUGGUGAUACUGAAAAGCGCAACUUGUGAAUUGGGCGAAACAAACAAUAAGGAAGAGAGGGAUGCAAUAGCCCAACAGAGACACACCACAAUCGAGGUGUCUCUAGUUUGGAGGUACGACGAUGAAGAUUGUGAAAGGAGUAAGUUUCAUGGCCUCCUUCAAGAAGCUCAGGCCGUGCUAGCAAGCUUCUUCGUCUCAGAUUAUUUUCCUUUUCUUGGUUGGGUAGAUAAACUCAAUGGCAUGUCAAGCAGGGCCGAUAAAAUUUUCAAGGAAAUGGAUUUGUUCUACCAAGAAAUCACCGAUGAGCGCAUGCAAGAAGAGAGCAGUAAGUCCGAGCAGGAGGAUAUUCUUGAUGUCUUACUUCAGCUGCAGAAGGUUCACUCGUUUACAAUUGAUCUCACUUUAGAUCAUAUUAAAGCAGUGCUCAUGAACAUAUUUAUGGCUGGAACAGACACUAGUGCUGCCACUUUGGUUUGGGCGAUGACAGGGCUAAUGAAACAUCCUAGAACUAUGAAGAGAGUGCAAGAAGAAAUUAGACAUGCAAGUGUAGAGAGAGGUAUGGUUAAAGAAGAUGAUCUUCAUAAACUUCCUUAUCUCAAGGCAGUGGUGAAGGAGACACUGAGAUUGCACCCUCCAUCUCCAUUGCUGCUUCCACACGAAACAACGAAAAAAUGCAACAUAAAUGGGUAUGAGAUUCCACCCAAAACUUGUGUCUACGUGAAUGCGUGGGCCGUUGGAAGAGAUCCUGAAUCUUGGGAACAUCCAGAAGAAUUCUUGCCUGAGAGAUUCAUGGAUAGUUGUAUUGACUACAAGGGACAAGAUUUCGAAUUCAUUCCAUUUGGGGCGGGUCGAAGAGGUUGCCCCGGGAUUUAUCUCGGAGCUCUGACUGUGGAGCUUGCACUUGCUAAUCUGCUCAAUUCUUUUGAUUGGGAACUACCUCCUGGUAUGAAGAAGGAAGACAUCGACAUGGAUGUUUUACCUGGAAUCACUAUGCAUAAGAAAAAUGCACUUUGCCUUCUGGCUAAGAAAUAUCAUGGGCAUGUAUAUCAAUAAAUGAUAUAUGCAAAUUAACAAUAGGUGCACACGUGUUGCAGUACGCGUCCUGUACCACAGAGGAUCCAGAUUCGUAGUGCAGUUAGUUUAGUUAUAUAUAUCUUAUGUUACAGAAUGAGAGAUUGAAACAUUCUGAAAUAGUAUUCACAUGGUUGAAUUUAAGUAGUUGUGAAAAAUUAUGAAAUAUUGUGUUUGGAUAAGUUA
Molecule: messenger RNA, 1749 nt
Organism: Cornus florida
Lineage: Eukaryota; Viridiplantae; Streptophyta; Magnoliopsida; Cornales; Cornaceae
Product: 5-OH-xanthotoxin synthase-like
Exons: 6
Coding region: 1-1545 (514 amino acids)
Molecular function (GO): monooxygenase activity; iron ion binding; oxidoreductase activity, acting on paired donors, with incorporation or reduction of molecular oxygen
Source: RefSeq, a predicted model, not a curated record